AUGUUACUUCUAUGUAUUGCAAUACAUGUAGCUCUAGCAUUCGUAAUAUCGUGUCAAGGCCAACCGAAUUGUCAGCUGGGAUCAAACACUUAUACUUUUCACCAGUCAUGCUACAAAUUUGUGCAUGAACAUUUCAGUUGGCCAGAAGCUAUCACGUACUGUGCAACACUUGGAGGCGAACUUGUUCGAAUCGAGUCAGCCGCAGAGCACAACUUUUUGAUUCAAGUAGCAAAUCAAUUAAAAGCAAAUGACACCUCUUUCGAUGUAAAGGAGUACUGGAUUAACCUGUCAGACGCCCUUGUACAGGGAGAGUGGAUGUGGAUGGGAAACACAAGACUGAACGCACCGCAGGACUCCCCCAACAACGAGCUGGCUACGUACGUGAAGUGGGGUCCACAUCAACCAGACGACCACCCUAACGAGGACUGCGCGGGACUGUGGGCUGAGGGUGGAUUUCUGUACGGGGACUGGCCGUGUAGUGCACUACUGCACGCCAUUUGUGAGGACAGUCUGGGUCUAAUAGAGGAUUGAACAUAACACAGUAAAAACUAUGGACAUAUUUUAUGUACAUACUAACAUAAUAAAGUUCUAAUGAUUGAGACAGUCGAAGAUACCCUUCACUAAUUCCCUAUUC
Saccostrea cuccullata (small rock oyster) is the source of this 634-nucleotide messenger RNA. Its product is annotated as perlucin-like. The record is from RefSeq and is a predicted model, not a curated record. The transcript is spliced from 5 exons. Bases 1 to 531 code for a protein of 176 amino acids. Gene Ontology annotation, molecular function: signaling receptor activity. Lineage: Eukaryota; Metazoa; Mollusca; Bivalvia; Ostreida; Ostreidae.